Molecule: messenger RNA, 2800 nt
Organism: Bombina bombina (fire-bellied toad)
Lineage: Eukaryota; Metazoa; Chordata; Amphibia; Anura; Bombinatoridae
Gene: DIS3L2
Product: DIS3 like 3'-5' exoribonuclease 2
Exons: 19
Coding region: 143-2800 (885 amino acids)
Biological process (GO): mRNA catabolic process; miRNA catabolic process
Cellular component (GO): exosome (RNase complex); P-body
Molecular function (GO): RNA binding; 3'-5'-RNA exonuclease activity
Source: RefSeq, a predicted model, not a curated record
GGGCACGUUAACCACAGGACGUUUCCGUAAAAGUCACGUUUAAACUUUUAUGCUUCAGAUCACUGGUUUUCAAACCUGUCAUCAGGCCUCCAUAACAGACCAGAUUUGAAGGAUUACCUUGGAUGAGAGCAGACUUCUUAUAAUGGAUCGAUUGGGAUAUGCAAGACCUACUCAUAAUGAAGGGACAAGCUGGUCAGGGGUGACACAGAAAAAUGCUUAUGCCAGACUUGUGCAGCAGCAUCACAGUGGGCGCUUUAAGUAUUAUUUGAAUUAUAUAGCCCAAAAGCUCCAGCUUGAAGAACAAGAUCUCGGUGAUUACAAUCUAGAUAAAGAUACAGAUAUCCAAACUCCUGAAAGGGGAAGUAAUCGUGGCAACUCCUGUAGAAAACAAGAGGGAGUGACUGAAAGAAACAAUGGAAAAAAAGACGCUACAAUGUGCCAAGAUGACAAUGUUGAACUGGAGGAGGAAAAACCUGGGGUUAAUACAUCUGGGAGCAGAUUAAUAACUACUACUUUGAGUCUAGGAUCUUCAUUUAAGGGAUGUUAUCAACUAGACAGUAAAGGAGAUGUUCCACCUGGGAAAAAGUCAUCUCAAACUUGUGUGAAAGCUAACCAGAGAGAACAACUUGCCGAAGGUAUAACCAGCAAGGGCGGUGACAAGCGAGGAUUUGCCAGGAUCAGAAACCAGUCUGAGUGUGCCAGCACCCCCCCUAGCCUUGAUAGAAAGAGACAGCUUUCCGAGUCCCAAAGCGACAACAUGCAGAACACUGAAUUUCAAAUGAGCCUAACACAGGCUGGGAAUCAAAGAGGCAACAACCGCUAUGCUUCCUCCACUCCCAAUGAUAAAAAACGUGGAAAGGGAAGGAAAAGAAGUAUUUUUGAGACUUACAUGCUGAAAGAAGAUGUAGCUGCUGAAUUGAAGAGAGGUCAGCUCAUUCAGGGUUCCCUAAGGAUCAAUCCCAAGAAAUUCCAUGAAGCCUUCCUACCAUCACCGGAUGGUCUAAGGGAUAUAUUUAUCGAUGGAGUUGUUUCCCGAAACAGAGCUUUAAAUGGUGAUGUGGUCGUGGUGAAGUUACUUCCUCGAGAACAAUGGAAGGUAAUUAAGUCGGAUGCUAGCGACAGUGAUGGGGUGGCUGUGAGAUGUCAACCACAACAAUCUCCAUCUCUGCAAUGUGGGAAUGAUGAAGCUGGAAGCCCAGACGUCAUUAUAGAGGCGCAGUAUGACUCUGGCACAGAGGAAGGAAAUGCCAGUUCAUUGGCUGACUGCGUUCAAAACCGGAAUCUUACAAGCAGUAGCAAAGUAUCUACUGAACCUGAUAAAACAACUGGAGUGGAGAAGAAAGUCUCUAACAUAACUGACCCUAGACUUCUGCCUGAUAGCUGCCUUCAGAAAACAGCAAAGGUUGUUUACAUAAUUGAGAAAAAGCAUUCAAGAGCAGCCACUGGCUUCAUCAAACCACUGACUGACAAGAGCAGUGAUCUUUACAGGACUUGCGCUUUAUUUUCUCCAGUGGACCACAGACUUCCACGUGUCUGUGUGCCUCUAGCAGACUGUCCGGAGGAUUUUAUGGUCCAACCAGAUGUUUAUGCCAACACAUUGUUCAUCUGCCGUAUCACUGACUGGAGGGAAGACAGCAACUUUGCUCAGGGAAUUCUGAUGAAGAGUCUCGGACAGGCUGGUGAGAUUGAACCAGAAACGGAGGGAGUUUUAGUAGAAUAUGGAGUUGACUUCUCAGACUUUUCUAGUGAUGUUCUGCAGUGCUUGCCCCAAAACCUGCCUUGGACAAUUCCUCAAGAGGAGUACCGGAAAAGGAAAGAUUUGAGGAAUGAAUGCAUAUUCACCAUUGAUCCUGCAACAGCUAGAGAUCUGGACGAUGCUUUGUCAUGCAAGCAGCUCUCAGACGGGAACUUUGAAGUAGGAGUUCACAUAGCUGAUGUGAGCUACUUUAUUCAGGAAGGAAAUGCUCUAGACAAGAUUGCCAGUGAAAGAGCCACCAGUGUCUAUCUUGUGCAGAAGGUAAUCCCAAUGCUACCCAGGCUCUUAUGCGAGGAGCUAUGCAGUUUGAAUCCCAUGGCUGACAGGCUGACAUUUUCAGUUAUAUGGAAGAUUACUCCUCAAGGCAAGAUUCUGGAUGAGUGGUUUGGCCGUACUGUCAUCUGCUCCUGCGUGAAACUGAGUUAUGAUCAUGCACAGAACAUGAUUGAACAUCCAGACAAACAUUUUAGUGCCAGUGAGCUUCCCCCAGUAUCUUCUAAGCACACCAUCCAGGAAAUCCACCAAGCUGUGCUAAACCUUCAUCUUAUUGCUAAAAACCUGCGAGCACAACGAUUUGAUGAAGGGGCCCUGAGACUGGAUCAGCUAAAAUUAUCUUUCACUUUGGACAAGGAAAGUGGGAUGCCUCAAGGAUGUUACAUUUACCAGUACAGAGACAGCAACAAACUAGUGGAAGAGUUCAUGCUGCUUGCCAACAUGGCAGUUGCUCACCAGAUUUAUCGCACCUUUCCAGAAGAAGCUAUGCUGCGCCGUCACCCUCCACCACAGAACAAGUUGCUGAAUGACUUGAUAGAGUUUUGUGACCAAAUGGGACUUACCCUGGACUUCACAAAUUCAGGAACUUUACAUAAAAGUUUGCACCAACAAUUUGGAGCAGAUGAAUAUUCAGCAGCACGGAAAGAGGUUUUAACCAAUAUGUGCUCGAGACCCAUGCAGGUUAUCAGCAUUUUUACCCUGCUGGAAGUGGUUUUGAAGUCAGAGUCUGCUCCGCUGAAGUACACUGCAGUUCUGAAGAGACCGGAGUGA